This is a messenger RNA of Mauremys reevesii (Reeves's turtle), 3327 nucleotides long. RefSeq names its product VPS35 retromer complex component (gene VPS35). The coding region runs from base 78 to 2528 and encodes 816 amino acids. NCBI's taxonomy places the organism in Eukaryota, Metazoa, Chordata, Testudines, Geoemydidae. Gene Ontology annotation, biological process: retrograde transport, endosome to Golgi; intracellular protein transport. Gene Ontology annotation, cellular component: retromer complex; retromer, cargo-selective complex; late endosome. The record is from RefSeq and is a predicted model, not a curated record. The transcript has 17 exons.
UGACCUCCUUGAGGUCGGCCAAUGAAGAGGAGGCGCUGUCGCGGGGAGGCGGGGCUUCGGGGAGGCUGUGGCGUCACAUGACAGAGAGAGACGCUGUCUGGGCUGGUGCUGGUGCUGGCCGCGGGCUUCGAGCGAUCAUGCCAACAACACAGCAGUCUCCUCAAGAUGAGCAGGAAAAGCUCCUGGAUGAAGCCAUUCAGGCUGUAAAGGUCCAGUCUUUCCAGAUGAAGCGAUGCUUGGACAAAAACAAGCUUAUGGAUGCUCUGAAACAUGCCUCCAACAUGCUUGGUGAGCUGCGGACUUCUAUGCUAUCUCCAAAGAGCUAUUAUGAACUCUAUAUGGCUAUUUCUGAUGAGCUACACUAUUUGGAGGUAUAUCUGACAGAUGAAUUUGCCAAGGGAAGGAAAGUGGCGGAUCUUUAUGAACUAGUACAGUAUGCUGGAAAUAUUAUCCCAAGACUCUAUCUGCUGAUAACAGUAGGUGUUGUCUAUGUCAAAUCCUUUCCUCAGUCCAGAAAAGAUAUCCUGAAAGAUUUGGUAGAAAUGUGCCGCGGUGUCCAGCAUCCUCUAAGAGGCUUGUUUCUUCGAAACUACCUUCUUCAGUGUACCAGGAAUAUCUUACCAGACGAAGGCGAACAGACAGAUGAAGAAACCACUGGCGACAUCAGUGAUUCCAUGGAUUUUGUGCUGCUGAACUUCGCUGAGAUGAACAAACUCUGGGUGCGAAUGCAACACCAAGGACACAGUCGAGAUAGAGAAAAGAGGGAGCGGGAAAGGCAGGAACUGAGAAUCCUAGUGGGAACAAACUUGGUUCGCCUUAGUCAGUUGGAAGGCGUUAAUGUGGAGAGAUAUAAACAGAUUGUUUUGCCUGGAAUAUUGGAGCAAGUAGUGAACUGCAGGGAUGCCCUAGCUCAGGAGUAUCUCAUGGAAUGUAUUAUUCAGGUUUUCCCAGAUGAAUUUCAUCUCCAGACCCUUAACCCUUUUCUCCGAGCCUGUGCGGAAUUACACCAAAAUGUGAAUGUGAAAAACAUUAUCAUCGCUUUAAUUGACAGGUUAGCUUUAUUUGCUCACCGUGAAGAUGGACCAGGGAUCCCAGCAGAUAUUAAGCUUUUUGACAUCUUUUCACAGCAGGUGGCCACUGUUAUACAGUCUAGACAAGAUAUGCCUUCAGAGGACGUGGUGUCAUUGCAAGUAUCGCUUAUUAACCUAGCUAUGAAAUGCUAUCCAGAUCGUGUUGACUAUGUUGAUAAAGUGUUGGAGACAACUGUGGAAAUCUUUAAUAAACUUAAUCUGGAGCAUAUUGCAACAAGCAGUGCUGUUUCAAAAGAGCUAACACGGCUUCUAAAGAUCCCGGUUGAUACCUACAACAAUGUCCUGACAGUUCUGAAACUAAAACACUUCCAUCCGCUCUUUGAGUACUUUGACUAUGAGUCCAGAAAGAGUAUGAGUUGUUACGUGCUUAGCAAUGUACUGGAUUAUAACACAGUAAUUGUCUCCCAAGAACAGGUCGAUGCAAUUAUGAACCUAGUAUCAACACUGAUCCAGGACCAACCAGAUCAGCCUGCUGAAGACCCUGACCCUGAGGACUUUGCUGAUGAGCAGAGCCUUGUGGGAAGAUUUAUUCAUCUUCUACAUUCAGAUGACCCUGAUCAACAGUAUCUGAUUUUAAACACUGCCCGGAAACACUUUGGCGCAGGUGGAAACCAGCGUAUUCGUUUCACACUGGCACCCUUGGUUUUUGCUGCAUACCAGCUUGCCUUUCGCUACAAGGAGAAUUCCAACGUGGAUGACAAAUGGGAAAAGAAAUGCCAGAAGAUCUUCUCUUUUGCACAUCAGACCAUCAGUGCUUUAAUCAAAGCAGAAUUGGCAGAGCUGCCUCUGCGGCUUUUUCUCCAAGGAGCACUGGCUGCUGGAGAAAUUGGUUUUGAAAACCACGAAACAGUGGCCUAUGAAUUCAUGUCCCAGGCAUUCUCUCUGUAUGAAGAUGAAAUCAGUGAUUCAAAAGCACAGCUGGCUGCAAUCACCUUGAUAAUUGGAACAUUUGAAAGGAUGAAAUGCUUCAGUGAGGAGAACCAUGAGCCUUUGAGGACUCAGUGUGCACUGGCAGCUUCAAAGCUGCUUAAGAAGCCAGACCAGUGCCGGGCUGUAAGCACUUGUGCCCACCUGUUUUGGUCUGGCCGAAACACUGACAAAAAUGGAGAGGAGCUUCACGGAGGAAAGAGAGUAAUGGAAUGCUUGAAAAAGGCUCUAAAGAUAGCAAAUCAGUGCAUGGAUCCUUCACUCCAAGUUCAGCUUUUUAUAGAAAUUCUGAACAGAUACAUCUAUUUUUAUGAAAAGGAAAACGAUGCGGUGACAAUUCAGGUUUUGAAUCAGCUCAUACAAAAGAUACGAGAAGACCUUCCAAACCUUGAAUCUACUGAAGAAACGGAACAAAUUAACAAACAUUUUCAUAACACACUGGAGCACCUGCGUUUGAGGAGGGAAUCACCAGAAUCUGAAGGGCCAAUUUACGAAGGUCUUGUCCUUUAAAGAAGACACUUGCACAGACAUGCACACACUGUACUUAUUUCUGUCUUUCCAUUUACACACAGUAUGUCUUUUUAUUAUGAUAGAUUUAAUAGACUGUGCCUUUCAGAAAUGCCAAGUUAGGUUACAAUUCAUUAUUUAAAUGUGAUGUGUUCAGUUCAGCACUUCCAAACACUUGCGUUCAAUAUGUUAACAAAUUUAAAGGGUGUUCAGAUUGGACCAGCAACUAUAGAUUUGAUCAUGUUAGCAUGACUGGACCUGUUUCUUUAAAAUUCAUGUGACAUGUUGGGGGCUCUUUUAUUCCACAUUCUGACCUAUCUUUUCUGUCUAUGUUCACUGUCGCUUCUGUAGCACUAUGGGACUCUAACCUGGCAGUGGCUAUCCAUCUCAAAGUGAUCUGAUUUUUUUUUUCUUUUAAUUAGCGCAUUUGAUUUUGGGGGCUAUUGUUUGUUGGAUUCUGCUUGAGCUUUUCUUUUAGUGCAAGUUAAGUCUAAGUGUAAUAUUUUCCCUAAAAACUAGAAUAUAUUAAUGCAUGUUUGGAGAGUUUUAAAACACCAUGCUCAGAAACAAAAGUUAUAUUUUGCGUAUUAGGGCUCUGUGACAUUCAGUGAGGGCCAGUACUGUGCACAGGGCGUAUUUAUCAAGAUAAUUUUGUUCCAAAUAGUAUAAAAAAAAUAGAGAAAUUGUGAUCUAUAUAGUGUAUAUGUAUAACCAUUGUAAAUUUAGGGAAAAAUGCAUUACACAAGUUUAUUCAGUAUCAUGAUUUUGCACCAUUGAAACAAUAAAGUUGCUAUUAACUCUG